AUGUCCGCCCCCGAAGCCGAAUACUCCACAGACAACGCCCCAUCCCAAAACGACUACGUCUCCCGCACAGGACAAAAAGACAUCGUCCCAGUCCAAAGCGACGACGCCGGGGUCGAAGAUCCUAUUGACGCCGAAACGGCCGAUUCAGAUGCUCAAUUGGAGCGYGAUGAAGAGCAAGCGAUAGAUUCCUCUAAUAUUAUUGAAGAGCGGACUCGGGGUGCGGCGAAGAGUGAUGGGACUUAUACUGAGCCUGGUGAUGAGGAGGGAUUGCCUGGUGCGGAGGAUGGGACUAGUAGUGGUGCUGCGCAGUAG
Molecule: messenger RNA, 312 nt
Organism: Ramularia collo-cygni
Lineage: Eukaryota; Fungi; Ascomycota; Dothideomycetes; Mycosphaerellales; Mycosphaerellaceae
Exons: 2
Coding region: 1-312 (103 amino acids)
Source: RefSeq, a predicted model, not a curated record